Messenger RNA from Lactuca virosa, 2427 nucleotides. The record is from the annotation of a GenBank genome assembly. NCBI's taxonomy places the organism in Eukaryota, Viridiplantae, Streptophyta, Magnoliopsida, Asterales, Asteraceae.
GUCAUGACAGAGAUGUCUACAUCGCAUUCAUAAUGGCUGCCAUGUCUAGAAUUACAGAUAUGAUCAUGUCGACUGAAGAAGACUUCCUAAAAUCAAAUAAUAUUCCUCCCCACAAGAUUCUUUCUCUCUCUACAUGAUCUAAUGGGCUGUGAUUAUUUUUUUAAUGAUUCGUUUCUUUUUUUGGUGAUAGAUAUUAAUACGACCUCCAUUGCUCCUUCAUCGACUGUCCUGUCAUAAUUCCUGUAAGUUCCAUUUCCAUGUACCUCUUUUAAUGCUCUAAAAUUUUAGCUCACAAACACCACUAGUUUUCUUUUACAGUUCAAAACCCUCGAUCUCUGGAUGAAUUUAUAUGAUUGUUUUAGGUUUAAUCAAAGAGAAUUUGCGCAUCGUUUAUCAUCUUAAGUUCAAUUUCUACAUUAUGAUGCUUGUAAUAUUCUGGCAUAUACUAAUUUGCGUUUGACAAAGGGCCUCAAAUUCGAAAACGCAGCAAUCAUGAGUUCCAGAAUGUCUGGACCUAUUGCCGGUUUAGGAAAAACCGACAUUGAAUAUUCCGAAGAGAAGAAGUAUAAGCUUUCCUUUAAGCAAAGGGCGAUAAAUGCUUCCAACAAAUUUAGGACUUCUUUUGGCAAGAAAAGCAGGAAAAAUGGGAAAGUCGUGUCUGUUGUUGAGCAUGUACAUGAUGCAGAGGAAUUGAAAAUAGUUGAUGCUUUUCGUCAAGCUUUAAUAUUGGAAGAAUUAUUACCCACUAAACAUGAUGAUUACCACAUGAUGUUAAGAUUUCUGAAGGCAAGGAAGUUUGAUAUCGAGAAGACGAAACAAAUGUGGGCUGAUAUGAUCAAAUGGAGGAAGGAUUAUGGUACAGACACAAUCAUGGAGGACUUUGAUUUCCAAGAAAAAGAGGAUGUUUUUAAAUACUAUCCUCAAGGACACCAUGGGGUUGAUAAGGAAGGAAGACCUGUUUAUAUCGAGCAACUUGCUUGCUCUAUCGCUGCCAAAAAGCACAUUGAUCAAAGCACCACCAUACUUGACGUACAAGGAGUGGGACUGAAAAACAUGAACAAAAAUGCUAGGGAACUUAUCCAAUUUCUCCAGAACAUUGAUGGAAACAACUACCCUGAGACUUUAUGCCGAAUGUACAUUGUCAAUGCGGGGACCGGGUUUAGGAUGUUGUGGAGCACCGUCAAAUCAUUCCUUGAUCCGAAGACUACUGCUAAGAUUCAUGUUUUGGGAACCAAAUUCCAAAACCAGCUCCUGGAAAUGAUUGAUGCUAGUCAACUUCCAGAGUUCUUGGGUGGAACCUGCAACUGUGCUGAUAAAGGUGGUUGCAUGCGAUCAGACAAGGGCCCAUGGCAAGACCCGGAAAUCAUGAAGAUGGUCCAUAAUGGUCAACAUAAAUGUUCAAAGAAUCAAAUCCCAGAAGAGAAGACAAUUUCAGAAGAUUGCCAAUCUGCACACACGAAAAGCUUUGCUUCCAACAAAGACCUCGAAUCUACCAAAAAGAAGGAGGACAUUAAGCAACCAAGUCUCCUUCCAUUGCAGGAACAAGACUUGGUGAAGAAUAACCAACCAAGGGUAGAAAAGUCAAAUGACCACAUACCUAUGGUUGACAAAGCUAUGGAUGAUUCAAUUUAUUAUCCAGUCCAUGAUGCUCGCAAACCUAUCUCUUCACCUGAUGGAAUAGGAAACCACCUUUUUAGUGGCAUGAUGACAUUGGUGAUGGGAGUUAUGACCAUGGUCCGUAUGACAAACAACAUGCCCAAAAGGCUUACAAAUGCCACACUUUACUCUAUUGGAAUCCAUGAUGAUGAUGAUGACAUGGUAAAAAAACAACCAGGAUCUUACAAGCUACAACCACCUGUCGUCUCAGCUGCUGAGUUCCUCUCGGUGAUGAAGCGUGUGGGAGAAUUGGAGGAAAAAGUUAUCAUCCUCAACAACCAACCAAACCAAAUGCCCCCUGAGAAAGAGGAAAUCCUUAAUAAGGCUUUGUCACGCGUUGAAGCCUUGGAAAUUGAGCUUGCUGCUACCCGAAAGUCUUUGGAGGAAUCACUUUGUCAACAACGAGAGGUUAUGGCGUACCUUGAGAAGAAGAAAAAGAAGAAGAGGUUUUUCCGUUUUUGAAGUAUGAGUAUUGUGAUGUGAAGCGAUCAUAGGAAGGGAAGGAACGUGAGAACCCUGUGUUGUUGUUGAUUUUGAGCCCAUGUUUAUCUAUGAAGAUUUGUUUUGUUGCGAUUUGGAAGGUUGUGUAUAAGUAUUUAUUUAUUGACAUUGUUUGGAAUUCUUUAUACAUUGUUUGUAUCUACGAGAUAAAGUCUGAGAGUGGGAGGCCAAAUGAUGGUGCUUCUCGUCUUAAGCUUUAGGUGUGUUUCUUCUUAUGAACCUAUGAAAUAUUACAUGAAUCUUGAUACGUCUUGUAUUACUCCUGUUCCA